UGUGUGUGUGUGUCUUAAUUCGUUGUACUCAGUAGCUCACGUGUGGCACGCACGACAAGACUGCCUGUCGGCUAGUAUUGGACCCCGGCACAGGCAACCUCCUGUCGGUUUCUUCUGGGGCGGAGCGCUCGCCCCGCCCCCGGCCGGCCUCGGGAGCCAGCCCAGCCCACCCAGUUCUCUUGGCUUCUGCCUGCCCCGAGGACUCUGCCGCCCGGUGCGAGCAGGCAGCGGCGCGCAGGUCCCGAUUUGCGAGCAUCUAGACGCAGAGACAGAAACUGAGGCUCAGACACAUUGAAGACCGUGUGGUGAGCUGGGCGUGGUGAGCUGGGCAUGGUGAGUCAAGUGUGGUGGCCCAGGCCUUUAAUCCCAGCACUUGGGAAGCAGAAGUGAACAGAUCUCUAGAUAGGGCCACAGUGUGAGAGAGUGACUUUUAGCCAAGGCCACCAGACCCAGAACUUGAAUUUGGGACCUGCUUCUAGGACCUUGGGGAUUCCCAUCAGAAAGCUAUGACGUCGUACCACAGAAGCCAGAGAGGAGAAGAUAAAGUCAACAGAAUGGGUGGCCCGGGCUAGAACCCACCUCUCUCUACAGACUCCACAAGACUGGCCCUCUGGCCACCUGAAACCUCAAGAUGGCCUCCAGCUCGGCCCCUGAUGAGAACGAGUUUCAGUUUGGUUGCACCCCUGCUGCCUGCCAGGACCCGUCAGAGCCCAGAGCUCUGUGCUGCACAGCCUGUCUCUCUGAGAACCAGAGAAAUGGGCUUGGUUGGCAGCACUCGCUAUCAAGUCAGAACUACUUACACCAUGUCUUGCACGACCCCCUGGUCCGAACCUGACACCCAUUCCCGAGAUGGUGAGGAUAGGAUCUGCCCUAAAUGCAGCGCAAACAGCCUCCAGCCUGUGAAUCCAGGAAGACUUCUGACUCAGGAGAAGGUUAACCCUCACCCUGACGUGGCAGAGGCCAGAGUCGAGUGUCCCUUUGCAGGCGUUGGCUGUUCCUUCAAGGGGAGCCCACAAUCUUUGCAGGAGCAUGAGGCCGCUUCCCAGGCCUCCCACCUCUACCUGCUGCUGGGGGUCCUGAAGAAGUGGAAGCCCUUGCCAGGCUCCAACCUGGGCUCCACGCCCAUGGCGCUGGAGCGGAACCUGUCAGAGCUGCAGCUUCAGGCCGCCACGCAAGUGACAGGGGACCUGGAGGUAGACUGCUACCGGGCACCUUGCUGUGAGAGCCAGGAAGAGCAGGCCCUGCAGCAGCUCCUGAGGGAGAAGCUGUUGGCCCAGCUGGAGGAGAAGCUGCGCGUGUUUGAGAACAUUGUUGCCGUCCUCAACAAGGAAGUGGAGGCUUCCCAUCUGGCGCUGGCCGCCUCCUUCCACCAGAGCCAGUUGGACCGGGAGCACAUCCUGAGCCUGGAGCAGAAGGUGGUGGAGUUGCAGCAGACCCUGUCCCAAAAAGACCAGGCCCUGGGCAAGCUUGAGCAGAGCCUGCGACUCGUGGAGGAGGCUUCCUUCGAUGGCACCUUCCUGUGGAAGAUCACCAAUGUCACUAGGCGGUGCCGGGAGUCGGCAUGUGGCAAGACUGUCAGCCUCUUCUCUCCAGCUUUCUAUACUGCCAAGUACGGUUACAAGCUGUGUCUGCGCUUGUACCUGAAUGGGGACGGCUCAGGCAAGAAGACCCACCUGUCCCUGUUCAUUGUGAUCAUGAGAGGGGAGUAUGACGCUCUACUGCCCUGGCCGUUCCGGAACAAGGUCACCUUCAUGGUCCUUGACCAGAACAACCGUGAGCAUGCCAUUGAUGCCUUCCGGCCUGACCUGAGCUCGGCCUCCUUCCAGCGGCCACAGAGCGAGACCAACGUGGCCAGCGGCUGUCCGCUGUUCUUCCCCCUCAACAAGCUGCAGUCACUCAAACACGCCUACGUAAAAGAUGAUACAAUGUUCCUCAAGUGUAUUGUGGACACCAGUGCUUAGGGGUGGGGGAUGGUCUCCUGAAGGCAAUCAGCUCAGAUGGGGGACCUAGCUAGACAGCCAGGCCCUGCCCUUGGCGCCCACAGUCCAGGACAAGAACGGGCUGAGUCUGGCAUGACCUGAGUGCCACAGCACGUUGGCUGUGGCUGCUGUGAGAUUGGAGGGACUUGAGCUAUACAAACAGAGACAGCGUGGAGGAGAAGACAAAAGUGCUCUCUUCACACGGACCACACACCAGGAGACCAGCUCGCCAGGAGACCCGCACGCCAGCAGGCCAGCACACCAGCAGGUCCUGAAUGUUGAGACCUUAGGUCAGGAUGAGGAGAGACUGGCCUGAGGCAUGGACAUUGAGCCAAGGCUGUGGGGCACCCCUGCUAGGACAUUCUCUGUAGGUCAGGGGGUAACCGGAGAAAUGUCCCGUCUCUCUGUUGAGACUUAGAAGGAGGACCGAAGGGUAGGAGGGUCAGCUGCUAGUGUGAAUUCACCUGUCCUGGACUGCGUUCCUAUGGCAGCAGACAUUUUAACAGGUAAACCUAGAAGCUGAACUGGGAAAUGCUUGUGGUCAGGAUUCAAAGACCUUUGAUGUUUUGACAGAUGAAACAAAAAAAAGCUUUGAAUUCUAA
Molecule: messenger RNA, 2581 nt
Organism: Psammomys obesus (fat sand rat)
Lineage: Eukaryota; Metazoa; Chordata; Mammalia; Rodentia; Muridae
Gene: Traf1
Product: TNF receptor associated factor 1
Exons: 11
Coding region: 654-1961 (435 amino acids)
Biological process (GO): tumor necrosis factor-mediated signaling pathway; regulation of apoptotic process; regulation of canonical NF-kappaB signal transduction
Cellular component (GO): plasma membrane signaling receptor complex; cytoplasmic side of plasma membrane
Molecular function (GO): ubiquitin protein ligase binding; tumor necrosis factor receptor binding; zinc ion binding
Source: RefSeq, a predicted model, not a curated record